This is a messenger RNA of Porites evermanni, 600 nucleotides long. The record is from the annotation of a GenBank genome assembly. NCBI's taxonomy places the organism in Eukaryota, Metazoa, Cnidaria, Anthozoa, Scleractinia, Poritidae.
ACAGAUUUUGAAAGUAGAACAGCUGAGAGGGCAAAUACAUUGAAAUAUUCCUGUGCAGGUUAUGUUGCAACCCUCACGAGACUGCGAGGGAACAUUCAAGCGAUAAUUGAGAACUGUGGAACUUUGGAGGACUUACAAUUAAAGCGAGAUUCGUAUGAAGAAGCUUGGAGGAGAAUCGUGAACACCCAUGAAGAGUACAUUGAAUGUCUUGAUGUUCUUGGUCGUUAUGAGGAAGUUGAAAGGGCUGACGCUAACUACAAGGAGCAGAUGUCAAAGAAAGCAACAUUUGACAAUGAAAUUGAAACAUGGAAAUUCCAAGUCACAUCUAGUAUUGAGAAACGAGAGAAUGACUUAAAAUCCUAUGCAAGAAAGUCAAGGAAGAGUACGAAAAGCGGGUCAACCGGCUCAAGUUCAGCUUCAUUAGCAGUGGCGUAGAAAAAGGAAAAACUUUUCCUAGCCCAACUGAAGACCAAGCAAGUGCUGCAGGAACAACAGUUACAGCGCAAAUUAAGUGAUCUUCAAUUUGAGAAGGACAUGUUGGAGGCUAAGGUGGAGGAGGAGCGGGCUAAAGCGAGUCUUAAUGUGUAUGAAGAGUUUGAG